Molecule: messenger RNA, 1602 nt
Organism: Penicillium atrosanguineum
Lineage: Eukaryota; Fungi; Ascomycota; Eurotiomycetes; Eurotiales; Aspergillaceae
Exons: 1
Coding region: 1-1602 (533 amino acids)
Source: RefSeq, a predicted model, not a curated record
AUGAAUGAACAAACAUUCGUUCCGGUAUCAAUGCGAGCGCUAUAUUACCAUGUGGCUCCGAUUUCCAACUCGCCCACAGGAGAAGUAUCACCAGAUGAUACAAGCAGAGCCGGGUCCGGGACUUCAAACAUAAGCCCCAGGGCCAAAGCUUCAGAAGCAGAGCCCAUAUCAAUCCUGACCUUGGAUACUGAGUUCCAGACACCGCGUCCGUCACCGCAGCAAUACCUACUGAAAAUCCGAACAGCAGCAUUCUGCCAGGACGAGCUUCGUCUAGCCAAUGACCUGAACCCGCACACGACGGCGCCAAAGAUCCCUCUCCAUAGUAUUUGCGGCACAGUCAUCACUACACCAACAGUAGAUCACAAUUCUGUGAAUGGCCCGCGCUUCAAGAUCGGCGACCAGGUCUUCGGUGUCCUGAGCUACACCCGCGAUGGUGGCGCAGCAGACUAUGCCAUCGCCAUAGAGAAUGAGCUAGCCCUAAAGCCCCGCAACAUCAGCACCUACGAAGCAGCAGCCAUUGCCCUCCCCGCCCUCACAGCAUGGCAGGCCCUAUUCCACUACGGCGGCUUAGACCCCGGCGCACCACCGAAUGAGAGCAGAUUUAUCAAUUCCAAUGGUAACAACAACCAACAAAACAAUCCCGAACCCUGGAACGCAAACGAAGCCGCAAUGGGAAUGGCAGCCGCAAGUGGCAGCACAGCCGGCAGCGGCAACAGCAACAGCAGCACCAACGGUCGAAACGCCUUCCGAAACUCGAUAGCCAGCAUCAACGAGCACCUGAACAAACGCGGCUUCUCAAACUCAAAUGGUAGCAGUAGUCCCCUGGGACUCCGCAAUUCAAUCACCCAGCUUCACGGACUCUUCAGCGGCAACCGCAAUGGGAAGGACAAUACAAGUAUUGCCGAUGGUAUUGAACCGCGAAAAGGGAGCCUACUCGCAACAGAACGUGGCGGAUUCAUUAGCCGGAGCAGCUCUCUCUUUUCAGGAAAGAAAGCCGGUCCUGCCCGUGUACUCGUCACGAACGCGCGCGAUAGCGAGGUAGGUCGUCUCGCCGUACAAAUGCUUCGAUCAGACAAGCUCUUCCCGGGUAUACGGCCAUGGGUCUGUGUGACAUGUUCACCGGCUGAAGAACGGAUCGUCCGCGGAUGUUGGGAUGUCGACGGGGUCAUUGUGAUCCCGCACCUCCCGGCUGAGAAUGAAUGUGCCAUCGGGCCUGAAUUCCGUCGAAUGAAGUGGGACCCUGUUGAUAUUGUGCUUGAUUGUACGGGUGGUGAGGUGUUUCGACAGGCUCAUUGUGUUGCCAAGGAUCAUGGGGCUGUUCUCACGGCUGUUGAUGCGGGUCCGGCGCGGGAGGGCGAGGGUGGUGAUGAACAGGAUUUGCUGGGGAGGAGGAAGAGGGGGUUGAAGAGUAGGUUUGUGCCUGUGAAUCCGGAUUCUAAGGCUUUGGAGAAGAUUGUGGAGCUUGUAGAGGAGAACAGGGUUCGGGGGAGGGAGGAGCAGGUUGUCGAUUUGGUUAAUGCGGCGAAAUUGCUUGAGGCCGGGGCUGCGGGUCUUGCUGGGAGUCGACGGGGUGGGAUGGCUGUUGUGAGGGUUAAUCCUUAA